Messenger RNA from Astyanax mexicanus (Mexican tetra), 2844 nucleotides. Its product is annotated as echinoderm microtubule-associated protein-like 1. The transcript is spliced from 7 exons. NCBI's taxonomy places the organism in Eukaryota, Metazoa, Chordata, Actinopteri, Characiformes, Acestrorhamphidae. The coding region runs from base 163 to 1041 and encodes 292 amino acids. The record is from RefSeq and is a predicted model, not a curated record.
AUGUGUGUAUGGGUGUCCCUGUGUAUUAAGAAGGUCACUUGGGAGAAGAGUGUGUAGGAGUGUGGCCUGCUACACAAUACAGCACACUUAAACACACACAUAGGAUCUCCUUUUACUUACACACACAAACACACACACACGCCAAGGAGACCUCCCUUUCACAUGGAGGAAGGCAUGGCAUUGUCAGAAGCUCACAUGGAGGAACUGGUGGAGAACUCUGGAUCCAUGGCUGGUGAAGCUGGAGGAUCACGGCUGAGACAGCAGUACCACAGUGAUGUCCUGCUAGCACCUGAAGCAGACUUCAUAGUAGAUGACCAUGUCUCAGCUCACAGUGGCAUGGAGGUGGCAGACAGGCUCACAUACCUGGAGCAGCGCAUCCAGAUGCAGGAGGACGAGAUCCAACUGUUAAAGAUGGCACUAGCAGACGUUCUGAAGAGACUUAACAUCUCUGAGGAACAGACUGCUGCACUCAGCAAGAAAGGACCUGUUAAAGCAGCUAGGCCUGCCUCUCUGGCCCUGUCUUCCAGAACAUCAAGCAAUGCUGCAUCUUCACUGAGGAAGAGCUCCAGCUCCACACUGCCCUCUACCACACCCACUAGAAGCCCAGCAAGCAGUGUGAAAGACAGUCCGAGUGGACCACCAGGCAGACGCACUCCCGUCUCCAUCACCACAACCACCUACAGGAAGCAGCAAGACAGCAAACCAAAGGAGGCCAAUGUCAGCACUGUAGGAACCCGUCGUGUUACUCACUGCAAAGUGACUAUGCAGAUCUUUCUGAGCCCCCUUCCAAAAAGGACUGGGUCUACUAAGAUGGCAGUGGACACAGCCAUGCAGCCCAGUGCAUAUCCACCUGCUAGCGGACCACCUCCGGAAAAAGUAGUAAACUUGGAGAGGAUUAAAGCAGGAGCAGGAAAGAGCUCUACUGUGAUCAUCCCCCUGCAGCAGAAGAGCCCCUGCCAAAGCCCUUUCUCACCCAGCAAUACUCCCUCUUACAAAAACCCCAUCAAGUCACCCAGCCAGUACUUCCAGAUCUGCUACUAAAGACUAAAAACUGGUAGUGCAGAUGCUAACAGAAGCAGCAUGGUUUACUAUUGUUAAUGAGUGGCAAAUUAGUUGUUUGCUGAUUGUUUGUGAAUGACAUAUAUUCAGAUUUUUUGGAUGAAAGUCAAUAGAAUUUGAGUAUUUUGAUUUAUACAGUAGGUAGGUUUUUUUUUUUUAGAAUAUACGUUUCUAUUUUUGACAGCCAUGUUUACUUGUCUCAUGCUAAUUUGACGCAAAUCAAAUAUUUUCUUUGUCUUUUUGUCUGUGCGCUUCUGCUCCAUAGGCAUGUCUGUAAAAAAUACUUUUGACAUAAAAUGGUUGUAUGGCUCAGUUUGCUUUAUAAAUCAUAAAAAUCUGUUUUAUGACAAGCAAAUGUUCAUCAUUGUAAAACAAUUACAACACUAACAUGCAUUCUCACUAAGCAAGGGUAGAAAUUACAUAAUUUAUGAUCCAGGGACCAGCCCUACACUCCAGCCCGAUACAAAACACAUUAUUCCUAGUGCUAGGGAUUAUUUGUCCUUUUUGAUGCUAUAUAGACCAGUCUUAUAAUAUAAUAUAAUACUUUUACACUUGCACAAUUACAUUUUCUAUUAGACCUUACAAGUGGAUCAUUACAAAUGACAAUUUUUCUGAAGAUGUUGCUGUGUUAGAUAUGCAUUUGUUGAGUUGCUUUAUUUUUUUACAGUCCAGUACCUUGUUUACACCUGGUCACUUCAUGUGACUAGUAUCUGUAUUCUGAUAUAUAUUUUUUUUGCAUUUAUAAUUGGUAGUCAAAUGCAUUAGAGAACCAUACUGAAAUCUGACUGCAGCAUGAGACAAUUGUUAUUAGUGUUUCAGUUGUACAGAUAGGGGUUUUGGUUGUUGAUUGCAUCUGGGUAACAUGACGUUCAAAUGCAUCUCAGACCAUGGGGGUUGAGUAAUUGAAUUUGUAUCUGUUUUCAGUCUAUGAUGCAUGUUCACUUGUAUUUUUAAUUGGCUUGGCCAUAUCCAGAUAUACUAUAUUGCCAAAAGCAAAUAUUUUGGUAAUAUAAAGUAUAUUCCUUUUCAUGCAGUCAAUGGGUGUAAACGGGGUCAGCGUGUUCACAAACAGUCAGUGCAAACAAUAUUUCAAGAACAAAGACAAAAUAAACAGGGGACAUGCAAGACUAAGGCAUGCACAAGUUUACAAAGAGUAAUUGUUAUAAAGAGUUAAUAAAUCUGGAAACAAUUUAAUGAGAAAACAGCAUGUCUUUAUCUCAUUUUAUAACAUGCAUAUUGUCCUAUGACAUCUAAGGUAAAUCAUGUCACAGAGGAUUUAUAAAUGUAUUCUUCACAUGACUGCCACCUGCUGGCCCUAAACAUAAAUGCUCCUAAACUGGCCUGCGAUUGGAAAGAGCAAGGUCACAUUUUGUAGACUUUGGUCUGGAUACCUUUGGAAAAAGUUCAUAAGUUAGUAACUCUUUUACACCGGUCUUAAAGGUUUUACACUGGUUUUACACUUUUAAAUAAUGAUAAAUUGAGACUUUAAACCCUUGUGACAUUAAGUGACAGUCUAACAGUGUUGACACGCCAAGGCAUAAAAUUACACUUUAUACCUAUAUACAGAACUACGCAAAUUCUGUAUGUGUACAGCCUUCUCUGUUAUUCAGUUUAAGCAGCAAUGGUAAUUUCAAUUUUGUAAUCUUGUAUAUUGCAUCAGGAAGAAAAAAAACAUUUGACAUCACAUCAAAUUGAGGAGUCAUUAAAUUAGGCGUGUAUACAGUGUAGUGGGUUCUUUAAAGGUAUUUGGAGGCUGAUGCUCACAUUAUGGGCACUAUAAUAAAA